This is a messenger RNA of Cuculus canorus (common cuckoo), 3356 nucleotides long. It is a transcript of the gene ECEL1, whose product is annotated as endothelin converting enzyme like 1. The record is from RefSeq and is a predicted model, not a curated record. Gene Ontology annotation, molecular function: metalloendopeptidase activity. Lineage: Eukaryota; Metazoa; Chordata; Aves; Cuculiformes; Cuculidae. Gene Ontology annotation, biological process: protein processing. Bases 410 to 2695 code for a protein of 761 amino acids. Gene Ontology annotation, cellular component: plasma membrane. The transcript is spliced from 18 exons.
CUGCUCCAUUUGCAUAAUAAUCUCGUUAAUGGAGCCUGGCCUGCGGGAGAGCCGGGCUGGAGACGCCACCCCCUCCCCGCCCCGCUGCCUCCCUCCGGCCCCGCCGCUCCGCCAGCCGCGGCGCGGGGCGCGCAGCCGGACGGGCAGCGCCGGGCAGCCCGCACGGAUCCCACGAGCCCGAGCAGGUGAGACCCCGAGCAUCCCGGGAGGCGACCCUCCGAGCAUUCCGGGAGCAUCCCCGAAGUGUCUCGGCGAGCGAGCGGAGCUUCCUGACUCACCUGGGCACCCUUCACCAACUCCCUGCAGUGGGCAUGCCUCCAGCAUGAACUGUGGGGUGCUUGAGCUUGUCCCCCACCUGCCUUGAGCCCCUCCACACCUGAGCUGCCCACGAGGACCCCCAUCCUUGGCCAUGGAGAAGACUUACUCAUUGACAGCCCACUACGACGAGUUUCAGGAGGUGAAGUAUGUGAGCAAGUACCAGAGUGGCACCCUGCCCAAUGGCUUUGCCCUCCAGCUGGGCACUGGGGCUAAGAAACGUCGCGGGGGGCUGCCACGCUGGAGCCGCCGGGAGGUCUGCCUGCUCUCAGGGCUGGUGUUUGCUGCGGGGCUCUGCGUCAUCUUGACAUGCAUGUUGGUCCUCAAGUACCUGGCGUCUGAAAGGGACAGCUACUGCCUGGAGGGGUGCCAGGAGAAGAAGGCCUUCCUGCGAGCGUCCCGCUUCCUUAGUGCCAACAUGGAUGCCACCAUUGACCCCUGCCAGGACUUCUACUCCUUCGCCUGUGGUGGCUGGCUCCGACGACAUGGUAUCCCUGAGGACAAGCUGGUGUAUGGCACCAUCGGGGCCAUUGCUGAGCAGAAUGAGGCCAAGCUGCAGGCGCUGCUCAGUCGCCCCGUGCGGCGCCGAGCCCCUGGCUCAGCUGAGAGGAAGGUCAAGGACUUUUUCCGCUCGUGCCUGGACCGAACUGAGAUUGACCGGCUGGGCCCACGGCCUAUGCUGGAGGUGAUUGGGGAGUGUGGUGGCUGGGAUGCCACCCCGGGCCGUGGGGACCUCAACGAGCUGCUCUACAAGACGCAGGGGGUUUACAGUGCUGCCGUGCUCUUCUCCCUCACCGUCAGCCUGGAUGAGAGGAACACUUCCCGCUACGUCAUCCGGAUUGACCAGGAUGGGCUGACACUGCCCGAACGGACUCUCUACCUGGGGCAGGAUGAAGAGAGUGAGAAGAUCCUGGCUGCAUACCGGGUGUUCAUGGAACGGCUGCUCACCCUCCUGGGGGCUGAGCACGUGGAACAGAAGGCCCAGGAGAUCCUGCAGCUGGAGCAGCAUCUUGCCAAUAUCACAGUGUCUGAAUACGAUGACAUGCGGAGGGAUGUCAGCGGUAUGUACCACAAAGUGACGCUGGGUGAGCUGCAGCGCAUCACCCCUACACUCAAGUGGAAGCGCUUGCUGGACCGCAUCUUCCAUGACAACUUCUCAGAGGAGGAGGAGGUGGUGCUGCUGGCCACCGACUACAUGCACAAGGUGUCUGACCUCAUCCGCGUGACACCUAGCAGGAUCCUUCACAACUACAUGCUGUGGCGCAUCGUGGUGGUGCUGAGUGAGCACCUCUCCACUCCCUUCCGUGAUGCCAUCCACGAGCUCUCCAAGGAGAUGGAGGGCAAUGAGAAGCAGCUUGAGCCAGGCAAGAUCUGCCUGAGCCAGGCCAACAAGCACUUCGGCAUGGCCCUGGGUGCCCUCUUCGUUGAGGAGCACUUCUCCUCUGCCAGCAAGGCCAAGGUGCAGCAGCUGGUAGAGGACAUCAAAUACAUCUUGGACCAGCGCCUGGAUGAGCUGGACUGGAUGGAUGAGGAGACACGGAGAGCAGCCAGGGCCAAGCUCCGGUACAUGAUGGUGAUGAUUGGGUACCCCGAUUUCCUGCUGAAGCCAGAGGCCAUCGACAAGGAGUAUGAGUUCGAGGUGGAUGAGAAGACCUACUUCAAGAAUAUCCUCAACAGCAUUGCCUUCGGCAUCAGGCUCUCAGUGAAGAAGAUCCGGCAGGAGGUGGACAAGUCAGCGUGGCUGCUGCCUCCCCAGGCACUGAACGCCUACUACCUGCCCAACAAGAACCAGAUGGUGUUCCCUGCUGGCAUCCUGCAGCCCACCCUGUACGACCCUGAGUUCCCACAGUCUCUGAACUAUGGUGGGAUUGGUACCAUAAUUGGGCAUGAGUUGACCCAUGGCUACGAUGACUGGGGGGGACAGUAUGACCGGCAUGGGAACCUGGUACACUGGUGGACGGAGCGGUCGUACAGUAAGUUCCUGAAGAAGGCGCAGUGUAUCGUCAACCUCUACGAUAACUUCACUGUCUACAACCAGCGGGUGAAUGGCAAACACACAUUGGGGGAGAACAUUGCUGACAUGGGGGGGCUUAAACUCGCCUACUAUGCCUACCAGAAGUGGGUGAGGGAGCAUGGCCCCGAGCAUCCCCUGCACCACCUGAAAUACACCCAUGACCAGCUUUUCUUCAUCGCCUUUGCGCAGAACUGGUGCAUCAAGCGGCGAUCCCAGUCCAUCUACCUACAGGUGCUGACGGACAAGCACGCCCCGGAGCACUACAGGGUCCUGGGCAGCGUCUCGCAAUUUGAGGAGUUUGGACGGGUUUUCCACUGCCCCAAGAACUCGCCUAUGAACCCAGCGCACAAGUGCUCGGUGUGGUGAGGCUGAUCCCCCUCGGCAGGCUGGCAUCCCCCAGUCCCCAUCCCUGCCCAUGUGUUACUUUGUGCCCACCCCACCUUUGUGCCCAUCUCCCCCUCCUACUCUCCAGGCAAAGGGGGCACCCCUGGGUGACAUGAAGAGGGUAACCCCCCAAAGACGGACACUCACAAGAGGGGUGGACGCAGCGGGGAGCCAGUUGGGGUGGCAUGAGGUGCUGCUCAGAAGCAGCUGCCUCCUGACCCAUCCACUCACUCCCUUCCUUUCCCCUGCACUGUGAAUUGUGGGAGGGGAGUCCCCAUGGAGAAAUCAAGCAAUGCUGGACACCCCUCAAGCACCCAUGUACCCCCUCUUCUGUCCAUCCACCCCAAACCUUUCAUCCAGCCCUACCGCAGUCAGGCCAUUGCUGGCUGGGGCAGGGAGGGUGAACUAGAAAUGCUGUGGGGCUGUCUUGUGCCAAAAGUACACCCUGACCAGUGCCCUUCCCAGCACUCCUCAUACCAGUCCCAUCCUGUCCCCACAUCAGCCUGGCCAGCAAUGGGCACAGACAGCAGGGCCUGGGGCUGGGUGAUGCCAACCUGCUCCGGGAGUGCGGGGACUUGGAUGCCCACUGUAUUUUUCAUUGCUGUUUCUGGUCAAUAAAGCAUUGGAUAUGCCAGGCGGGUGC